Messenger RNA from Cadophora gregata, 1989 nucleotides. RefSeq lists its product as uncharacterized. Lineage: Eukaryota; Fungi; Ascomycota; Leotiomycetes; Helotiales; Ploettnerulaceae. The transcript is spliced from 2 exons. The record is from RefSeq and is a predicted model, not a curated record. Bases 1 to 1989 code for a protein of 662 amino acids.
AUGCGAUAUUCACAAUCGUUUCAGCGUACAUCAAAUCGCGCUCUCCAGACCCUCAGAAAUGAUCGCCCCUCGAUAGCACAGAGCAAGACAAACUUCUCGAAAGCUUCCACCCGCUCAAUACAAAGUCAGAGAUUCCAGUCCUUCACUCCGCCAUCUCCAGAGUCCCUCGGAAAGGCUCGUCCCGCAAAGCUAUACCCGCGCACGAUUAAAUGGGGUCGCAGACUCUUGUUUGUCAGCUUAGUGGGGGGAACGUUCUACGUUCUUGAUACACAGUUCUACGCUUCUUCCAUAACACGAUCUCUUCGAACUUUUGGCCUGGGCAUAGUAGUAGCACUAGAUUACAAGCUCAAUUUCAGACCGAAACCCUGGCUGGGUGGCGACAUAACGGACUUGCACUUGAGGAACGCAGAGAGGCUCUUCGAGCUCCUGCACCAGAAUGGAGGGCUAUACUUGAAGAUUGGUCAGGCGAUCGCUAUGCAGAGUGCGGUUCUGCCACCUGAAUUCCAGAAAAUGUUUUCGAGGAUGUUCGAUGAUGCUCCGCAGAAUACUUGGAGUAACAUCGAGAAGGUUAUCAGAGAGGAUUUUGGGGGUAAAAGUCCCGAGGAGGUUUUCGGCGUAAGCUUCAGCAAUGAACCUGGGAAGGGUGUCAUGGAGAAGAAAGCUAGGGCAUCGGCAUCUGUUGCGCAGGUUCACUGGGCAAGACUGCCAGAUGGGAGAGAGGUUGCUAUCAAAGUCCAGAAGAGAGAGAUCGAACAGCAGGUUGGAUGGGAUCUCUGGGCUUUCAAGGUCAUGAUGAAAGUCUACACAUACUGGUUCGAUCUUCCCUUCUACAGUCUCGUACCCUACAUCGCCGAGCGCCUGAUGCUUGAAACAGACUUUGUCAACGAAGCCAAUAACUCCGAGAAGAUGGCCGAACUCGUGUCCAGUGAACCCCGUCUCCGAGGUCGCGUCUACAUCCCCAAAGUCUACCGCGAGCUCUCCUCCAAGCGGGUCAUGACAGCAGAGUGGAUUGAAGGGGUACGCCUCUGGGAUAAAGAGACCCUCACAGGAACCUGGCUCGGUGGCAAUGGACGUGGCUCUCCCGGCGCAAAAGGCACACCUCUCCCACCUGUAAAUACCCCCACCCGCCCCAAUGAUGGCACCGGCUUCCUCAAGCCCUCCCGCGAUGACUGGCGCGGUCGCUCAGGAAAAGGUGGACUAGGCCUCUCCCUCAAGCAAGUCAUGACAACCAUGAUCGACUUGUUCUCCGCCCAGAUGUUCCUUUGGGGUCUCGUGCACUGUGAUCCUCACCCAGGCAACAUAUUCAUCCGACGGCAACCGAACGGACAGCCGGAACUCGUCCUGAUAGACCAUGGACUAUACGUGUCCAUGAACCCGAAAUUCAGACGCCAAUAUUGCCAGUUCUGGAAAGCAAUCAUGACGUUUGAUAACGAGACGUUAAGCGAGAUCACCAGCUCGUGGGGAGUCAAAGCCCCCGAUCUGUUUGCUUCAGCAACACUCAUGCGCCCAUAUGAAGGGGGGGAUAGUAGUACGAAGCAACGCAUCACUGGCGAACUCAAGGGCCUUACGCCAGCAGAACGACAUUACGAAGUCCAAGAGCGCAUGCGCCAGGGUAUCCGCGAGGUGCUGUCUGAGGAGGAGAACUUCCCACGCGAACUGCUCUUCAUCGGCCGCAACAUGCGGAUCGUUCAAGGCAAUAACCAGUACUUAGGCUCGCCCGUCAAUAGGAUUAAGAUGACUGGGUGGUGGGCCAGCCGUAGUCUUGUUGAUGAUAGAGAUCUAAGUUUCGCACAGAGAUGGGUGAAUGCAUGGCGGCAUUUGCUAUUUCGCUUCGUUCUUCUCGGCAGCGAUGUCGUGUGGUGGGGAAGUCGUUUGAGGCAGGUUCUUGGGUGGGGAGAGGGCAUGGAUGAUGAUUUGGAGAAACAAAUGCGCUUUAUUGCGAAAGAUCAGUUCGGAGUUGAGUUGCAGCAUUCAGUGUUUGAGGGCUGA